AUGUCACUGGUGGAGCACGUGGUGCUGAUGAAGGUGAAAGACGACGUCUCACCAUCGGAGAGGGAUGGCAUGGUGGAGCGAAUCAAUUCCCUAGUCUCCCUCAAACAACUCCUUCACCUCACCUUCGGUCCACUAUUGCGCAUCCGAUCCUACCCCUCUCCCUCCUUCGCUUUCACUCACAUCCUCCACACCCGUUUCAAUUCCACAGAUGACCUCCACGCCUACGCGGUGGACCCCACCCACGUGGCAGUCAUCAAGGUCAACACACCCUUCAUCGAUGACAUCAUGGCCCUUGAUUGGCUCGCCGAUCACCUCCACGCUCCCGCCGCCGUUCCCGGUUCCGCCCUGCGUGUCACCUUCUUCAAGUUGAAGGAGGGUCUCGGAGAUCCCGUCAAACAUGAGGUUUUGGGAGCUAUAAGGGCAAUUCAACGUGAGUUCAAACACCCAACUCAACUCACCUGCGGGGAGAAUUUCUCUCCCGGGAGAGCCAAAGGCUUCUCCCUUGCUUCCCUUGCUGUUUUUCCUGGAUUAGCCCAAUUGGAGGCUGCGGAUUCUGAUCACGAAUUAGGCAACUAUCAGAAGAAUCAUACCAUCAAAGACAAUCUCGACACUGUAAUGCUCCUUGAUUAUUUGGUACCAUCUUCCCCUAAACAUUAG
This is a messenger RNA of Abrus precatorius (Indian licorice), 657 nucleotides long. RefSeq names its product stress-response A/B barrel domain-containing protein UP3-like. The record is from RefSeq and is a predicted model, not a curated record. The transcript has a single exon. Lineage: Eukaryota; Viridiplantae; Streptophyta; Magnoliopsida; Fabales; Fabaceae. Bases 1 to 657 code for a protein of 218 amino acids.